This is a messenger RNA of Suricata suricatta (meerkat), 1064 nucleotides long. RefSeq names its product N(alpha)-acetyltransferase 10, NatA catalytic subunit (gene NAA10). The record is from RefSeq and is a predicted model, not a curated record. Bases 298 to 972 code for a protein of 224 amino acids. Gene Ontology annotation, biological process: N-terminal peptidyl-glutamic acid acetylation. Gene Ontology annotation, cellular component: NatA complex. The transcript has 7 exons. Gene Ontology annotation, molecular function: protein-N-terminal-glutamate acetyltransferase activity; protein N-terminal-serine acetyltransferase activity. NCBI's taxonomy places the organism in Eukaryota, Metazoa, Chordata, Mammalia, Carnivora, Herpestidae.
AGGGGCCUGGCCGAGCCCCGGGCCGGCAGCCCCGCGUGCCUGCGGCCAAAGGGCACGGACAGGCGAAGACCGCCGUCCCCAUGGGGUGGACCUACCGGAAGAGGGGUGUUGGGACUCCGUCGGAUGGUGUCGCGGAUCCUCCCGGCGCCGCGCCUGUGCAGAGACAGGCGCGGCGCCCGCCCAGCCCUGUGGGUGUGGGGGUCGCCGUGAGUAGACGCGGAGCAGGGUUCUAACGCGGCCGAGGCCUAUUGAGUCACCACAGGCCCUGGCCUUCCCGCCCCGCAGCCCGAGGACCUGAUGAACAUGCAGCACUGCAAUCUCUUGUGCCUGCCCGAGAACUACCAGAUGAAGUACUACUUCUACCACGGCCUCUCCUGGCCCCAGCUCUCUUACAUCGCAGAGGAUGAGAACGGGAAGAUUGUGGGGUACGUCCUCGCCAAAAUGGAGGAGGACCCGGACGACGUGCCCCAUGGACAUAUCACCUCCCUGGCUGUGAAGCGUUCCCACCGGCGCCUCGGCCUGGCACAAAAGCUGAUGGACCAGGCCUCCCGGGCCAUGAUAGAGAACUUCAAUGCCAAAUACGUCUCCCUGCAUGUCAGGAAGAGUAACCGGGCCGCCCUGCACCUCUAUUCCAACACCCUCAACUUUCAGAUCAGCGAAGUGGAGCCCAAAUACUAUGCUGACGGGGAAGAUGCGUAUGCGAUGAAGCGGGACCUCACCCAGAUGGCUGACGAGCUGCGGCGGCACCUGGAGCUGAAGGAGAAGGGUAGGCACGUGGUACUGGGCUCCAUCGAGAACAAGGUGGAGAGUAGAGGCAACUCGCUUCCAAGCUCAGGAGAGGCCUGCCGUGAGGACAAGGGCCUGGCUGCUGAAGAUAGUGGUGGUGACAGCAAGGAUCUGAGCGAGGUCAGCGAGACCACAGAGAGCACCGACGUCAAGGACAGCUCAGAGGCCUCCGACUCCGCCUCCUAGAGCCUGCACUUGGCCCUCUCCCCACCCCGACCUGCCCGACCUGUCCUCGCCCUCCAGGUUUCACAAUAAACUUCACCCAGUGGCCCUGGGGA